Molecule: messenger RNA, 180 nt
Organism: Anisakis simplex (herring worm)
Lineage: Eukaryota; Metazoa; Nematoda; Chromadorea; Rhabditida; Anisakidae
Source: the annotation of a GenBank genome assembly
AUGCAAAUACUGAAACGAUACGAACAAAGAGGCGUCAUUGAAAUUGUGCCAUGGAACUCGUUGGUAGUCGAAGGAGAUGCUCCAUGGAGUGAUCCAAACAAAGAGGUGGCAUGGCGAAAUCAGGAAACUGCUAUGAAUGAAUGUUUAUUCAAGUACAAGGUCAGCCACAGAAAUCCAUGA